AUGGGGACGGUGACGGGUCCCCCCCAGGACCCCGACGCCGCGGGACACUACCAGUUCCGUGUCAUCGUGCUGGGGGACGCGGCGGUGGGGAAGUCGUCAUUGCUGCGCUGCUUCGCGGAGGGUCCGGGCGGGGGUUAGCUCUGGGACACGGCUGGCCAGGAGAGGUUCAGGUCUGUGACUCGCUCCUACUACCGCAACUCGGCCGGGGGGAUGCUGCUCUUCGACCUCACCAACCGCACAUCCUUCGAGAGCAUCCGGCAGUGGCACCGGGAGGUGACCGACACGGUCCAGCCAUUCCGCAUGGUUUUCUUGCUGGUGGGGCACAAGAGCGACCUGGCGGGGCAGCGGCGGGUGGGCAGGAAGGAGGCGGAGAAGCUGGCGGCCUCGCUGGGGGUGCAGUACGUCGAGACCUCGGCCAAGGACGCCAGCAACGUGGUCCAGGCUUUCCAGAUGUUGACCUCGGCCAUCUACCAGGCACUGCAAACGGGGCGGCUGGCUGCCACCGAGGCGUGGGACGGGGUGAAAUGCAGUGUCCCGCUGCCGGCGCUGCUCAAGGCACGGGCGCCGGAGAAGGAAGAGAAGAGGAAGAGAUGCUCGUGCUAG
Charadrius vociferus (killdeer) is the source of this 603-nucleotide messenger RNA. It is a transcript of the gene RAB42, whose product is annotated as RAB42, member RAS oncogene family. Lineage: Eukaryota; Metazoa; Chordata; Aves; Charadriiformes; Charadriidae. Gene Ontology annotation, molecular function: GTPase activity; GTP binding. Gene Ontology annotation, cellular component: Golgi membrane. The record is from RefSeq and is a predicted model, not a curated record.